AAUAGCUCCAGCUAGCUGUUACGCGUUACCCGUUACCCGCAUACCAAUACCCCAAUCCCACUCUUCCCACUUCAACAAACACUCUGGCGGAGAUCCGCGACCCGCGACGACAACCCCCCCCGACCAACCCGCCGACAACCCCUCCUCUACCUAUCAGCAUCCUCAGAGUGGGAAUGUGUACCCUGUAUGCAUUCGUAUGUCGGCUCAGCCACCAUUUUUCUCAUCUGCUAAUCCAUUGUUUCACCGACAAUUCAACAUUCAAUUCAACAUAUUUAGUCUGUACUGACUGUAUUGACUGUACUGACUGUACUCACUACACUGCCCCGUGCUUCCUGUCCUGUACAUCCUCGAUUUUGGCUUUCCUCCAACCCCCCCCCCCCCCCCCCCCACCACCCAAGACAGAACGCGCUUUGGGGGCUUCCGAGGCGUCUUUCCUUCUCAAUUCCUGUGCAACUGGCACAAUGCCCGCCAAUGGGACAAUGUCCGCCAAUGGGAAUCCCAAUCCCAAAUCCAAUGCCCGGAAGGAGACGCUAUACUCAAGAAGACAAAUCGAGGGAUUGAUUGCAGACGGCAGAAAGAUCAUUAUACUCGACCAAAAGGUUAUCAAGGUCGAUGCAUGGAUAGACUAUCACCCAGGCGGCCAUCUGGCCAUCCUCCAUAUGGUUGGACGAGAUGCCACGGACGAGGUUAACUCCGUCCACUCAGCGGAAACCCGGGCAUCGAUGUCCCGGUACCAGAUUGGAAGAAUUGAAGGCCGAUGGGAGAACUUCCUACCCCCAUACCAAGGAGGGAAAUUUCGACCUUACAUCGAAUCCGCAAGUGAUGGCCCAGAUACCGAUGACCAGCUUGAAUCGAGCGAUAUCUCGCGGGCGCCCUCGCCACUAUUCGAUACCGAGAAGACGGCAACGCUUCGCCGAAGGAAUGCAGAUAUGCAGCGGUCCCUCUCGGUCUCUUCGGUAUCAUCGGUUGAAGAGAGCGAGAGCAACAGUGGCAUGGCGUACCUGGAUGAUAUAACAAAGAAGCUUUUGGAUAUUGACAAUGCGAGCUAUCCAUCGUUGGAUGGUGCCACACAGGACGAGAUUGUUCGCAAGUACCGGAUUCUGGGACAGCGCAUUCACGAUGAGGGCCUGUUCAACUGCAACUAUGCGAUGUACCUCCUCGAAGCCCUACGAUGGACAUUUUUGUUCAGUAUGAUGCUUGUGUGCCUAAAGUAUGGCUGGUACGUUUCUAGUGCAGUAUUUCUGGGGAUGUUUUGGCACCAGCUGCUCUUCGCCGCGCACGACUCCGGCCACAUGGCUGUGACACACAACUUCAAGUUCGAUACCACUAUGGGCAUCAUCAUAGUUGAUUUCCUCGGCGGUCUCUCGCUCGGUUGGUGGAAACGGACACACAAUGUUCACCAUAUUGUCACGAACCACCCAGAACACGACCCAGACAAUCAGCACAUGCCGAUAUUCGCGAUUUCACACAGAUUUCUGGAGUCCUUGUGGUCCACCUAUCAUCAAACUACCAUGGCUUUUGAUGCUUUCGCGAAGUUUAUGGUGCCAUACCAAGCAUACCUAUACUAUCCGAUCCUCUGCCUGGGCCGCUUCAACCUUUAUGUUCAGUCGUGGAAGUUCCUUAUACUAGGGCAAGGCCCGGUGAAGGGGCCUGCAUGGUGGACAAGAUGGCUGGAGUGCGUCGGCCAGGUAUUCUUCUGGUAUUGGUUUGGCUAUCUCAUCCUAUACAAGUCGAUCCCCACUGGUUGGGAUCGCUUCGUGUUCCUGAUGGUCAGCCACAUUAUAACGAUGCCGCUUCAUGUCCAAAUUACCCUUUCACACUUUGCCAUGAGCACCAUGGACCACGGACCACGGGAAUCAUUCCCCCAGAAGAUGCUGCGCACGACGAUGGAUGUUGACUGCCCGCAAUGGCUCGAUUUCUUCCAUGGAGGGCUGCAAUUUCAGGCAAUCCAUCAUCUCUAUCCACGCAUACCUCGACACAACCUUCGGGCAACUCAAAAGCUAGUCCAGGAAUUUUGCAACGAUGCUGGGAUUCCGUAUGCACUGCUGGGCUUUGUGGACGGGAAUAAAACUGUCAUCAGCAAACUGGAUGAAGUCGGCAGGCAAGCCGCCAUUCUCACAAAAUGCCAGAGGACGAUUGCUGAGAGGGGCGACGUCCUUCACUCUCAUUAGGGCCGCCACGGAUGGGCUUUCCUUGGCCGGUAGCCAUUAGAUUUUGAGCUGUUAAUUUAGAUACGAAAAGCAUAUGCAUAUUUGAUGUGGAUAGCACUCCAUGUAGCUAGCCAUAGACGUCCAUAAGGCUAGGUUUUCUAGAGGAAUGGAGACGGACAGUGGAGGCGACGGCUUCUUUUGCCGUGUGGGCUGGUGCGUGCACCUUGGUGGGUUUCUUGGAACUUUGCUAUGUAGAACAUGAAUUGACGAUG
Messenger RNA from Pseudogymnoascus verrucosus, 2422 nucleotides. RefSeq lists its product as uncharacterized. NCBI's taxonomy places the organism in Eukaryota, Fungi, Ascomycota, Leotiomycetes, Thelebolales, Thelebolaceae. The coding region runs from base 174 to 2171 and encodes 665 amino acids. Gene Ontology annotation, molecular function: oxidoreductase activity, acting on paired donors, with oxidation of a pair of donors resulting in the reduction of molecular oxygen to two molecules of water. Gene Ontology annotation, biological process: lipid metabolic process. The transcript is spliced from 2 exons. Gene Ontology annotation, cellular component: membrane. The record is from RefSeq and is a predicted model, not a curated record.